AAAAACAAGAAGGCUCCAAAGAAACCUUGCAGCAGACCACCUUGAGGUGCACGAUUGUUCUGCAAAACUCCUGCAAUGAUCUUAUUUGACAGUGAUGUAAAAUACUUCCGCAGGAGCAGCGGGCGGGGUCUUGGAAUACCUUCAACAUUUGGGACUGUAACAGAAGAUGGAAGUAGCGUUGACAUUACCUGCGAGCCACCAAUCUCUGGUUCCAUGAUUUUUUGGUUUCGAGUGACGGACAACGUAGCCAUGGAGUUUAUUACCACAAUGGCUCCAGACGGGUCAAUGAAAGCACCAAUAAACGAAGACAUAUUCAAAAAACCAACAAUGAAAAAUAAACUCAUGCUUAAGAGUUUUAAGAAAGAACGCGACAGUGGCUCUUACGGCUGUAUGUCAAUUAACAGAAAUGAACUUAUGUUUGGCGAAGUUACUCUUCUUGCUGGACCAGAAGCACCAAAAACGACAACAACAACGAAAGCACCAGCAAAGACAGCCCAAUCCAUUCAAUCCACAACACCCAAGUCGUGUGCUUGUAACUCUGAUAAAGUGGGGAAGAAGAACUCUGGGCUGUCCUGUGAUCCUUUGAUGUGGGGCCCACUGGCUGGGGGCUGUGGCCUUCUCGUCCUCCUUCUCAUAGUCACCAUAUGUUACUGCAAUCGUAUUAGAACCAGACGCUGCCCUCAUCAUUACAAAAGACAGAAACAAACAGCACAAGGAAAGCAACAUGCUAUGGCUACAAGACAUGUUUAAUGCCAUUAAGUAUAUUUCCUUUAAAACAUUUUUAAACAAUAAACGAACGAUUUGAAAACAUAUACUACUUUACAGAGACAAAACAAUUAAUUUAAAACACUUUGAGGUUAGAAAAACACAUUUGGGUUUCAAACAGCAUCUUCUAGAGCUUAAAAAAGGCUUGGUGACACAGUGAGGUUCUACUUGGAUCAUACUUCAGAGUACUCCUUACCAAUAAUUGUAUAUACUCUUCUGACUCCUAUGUACUAUUUUGUGUUGUAAACUCUAUUCCUGUUCAAUUGCACCAUUGUCAAAUUGUUACAUUUUUGUUGAUUUCGUGAGCUACAGACUUUUUUGUUUGUCUCAAUGAUAACAUGGUUAAUUCUUUUUUUUAGACUGUCAAGAAAGUCAUGGGAUGAGAUGGGACGAUGUGGAGUAAAAUUUAACAUAUAACUUUUAUGCAUUUUUCUUUUUUAAUAUCUUAAAUUCACAAUGAUUUCAUGUUCUUUCCUCUCUUCCUCCAUCAAAAACCUGGGAUUUUGGAAAAUAAUCCAUUAAAGGCUCUGAAAUGGAUGCUUCUAGUAUAACACAUUUAAAGCUUGCCUGUAAAUAACCCAGAAACAAGCUCUUAAAUAAAUAAAAAUAUUCAACUGA
Messenger RNA from Osmerus eperlanus (European smelt), 1383 nucleotides. RefSeq names its product CD8a molecule (gene cd8a). The transcript has 6 exons. The coding region runs from base 76 to 750 and encodes 224 amino acids. The record is from RefSeq and is a predicted model, not a curated record. NCBI's taxonomy places the organism in Eukaryota, Metazoa, Chordata, Actinopteri, Osmeriformes, Osmeridae.